Messenger RNA from Caenorhabditis angaria, 433 nucleotides. The record is from the annotation of a GenBank genome assembly. NCBI's taxonomy places the organism in Eukaryota, Metazoa, Nematoda, Chromadorea, Rhabditida, Rhabditidae.
AUGAACUGUCUUUCUGUUGCAAUCCUUGCCUUGAUCGCUGUUGUUGCGUUGUAAGUUUACUGAAUCUCUGAAAUUUCAACUCAUAAAAAUUAUUUCUAGCGCUCGCCCACAAGGCAGAGUUGUUGAGCAAACAACAAUCAUUCGCAACGGUGGUGGUGGAUUUGGUGGACCUGGAAACAACUUUGGUGGGCCAGGAGGAAGCUUUGGAGGACAAGGUGGAUUCAACAAUGGAGGAUUCAACCGUGGACCAGGUGGAAACUAUGGGCCAGGAAACAACUUCGGAGGGCCAGGUGGAAACUUUGGAGGACAAGGUGGAUUCAACAAUGGAGGUGGUUUCAACAGAGGACCAGGAGGAAACUUCGGAGGACCAGGAAGAUUCGGAGGACCAGGAGGACAAACCACUUUCAUCAAGGAGACUGUCAUCAAUGGUUAA